AUGGAAGAUAAUAAAGGUACAGUUUGUGUAACAGGUGGAACCGGGUAUGUAGCAUCAUGGCUAAUUAUGAGGCUUCUUCAACAUGGUUACUUGGUUCGAGCCACCGUUAGAUCCCACCAUGCUGCAGAACGCAAGAAAGACCUCAGCUAUCUCACAAACUUACCAGAAGCAUCAAAGAGGCUCCAAAUCUUCCAUGCUGACCUCGAUCAACCGGGUAGUUUUAACUCGGCCAUUGAAGGGUGUGUAGGAGUCUUCCAUCUUGCACACCCAAUGGAUGUUCAAGGCCAAGAACCUGAAGAAACAGUGACAAAGCGAGCUGUGGAAGGAACCCUAGGCAUUUUGAAGGCGUGUCUAGAAUCAAAGACAGUGAAACGAGUGGUUUACACUUCUAGUGCAACUACAGUCUUAUUCAAUGGUAAUGGUCUUGAUAUGUUGGAUGAAGAUACGUGGAGCGACCUUGAAAUUUGUCGAAGUAGUAAUAUUGUAAGCUCUUCGUAUUUGGUCUCUAAAAUUUUAACUGAGAAGGCUGCUUUAGAGUUUGGAAAAGAGAAUGGAUUGGAGGUCGUGAGCUUGAUUCUUCCUUUGGUCGUAGGACCCUUUAUUUGUCCCAAAAUUCCAUCAUCUGUGUAUAUAGCACUCGCCAUGAUCUUCGGAGAUGAAAACCAAUGUCAAUACCUCGUAAACUCAUAUAUGGUGCACAUAGAUGAUGCUACCCGUGCUCUUAUAUUUCUUCUUGAUUAUGAUGAUGCUAAUGGAAGGUAUAUUUGUUCCUCGGACCAAAUAUCAUUUGAUGAGAUGCAUGCACUACUUUGUCAAAGAUAUCCAGAGUAUCACAUAACAAUACCAAACAACAUAAGGGAGACAACAAACACUGAUCGCAAGUUCAGUGGUCUUUCUUCAAGAAAGUUGUUGAAUACUGGGUUCCAGUUUGAAUACGGAAUCAAUGAAAUGUACGAUGGAGCUAUGAAGUGUUGCAAAGAGAAAGGCUUUCUUUAG
Messenger RNA from Gastrolobium bilobum, 996 nucleotides. RefSeq names its product protein BRI1-5 ENHANCED 1. The transcript is spliced from 4 exons. The coding region runs from base 1 to 996 and encodes 331 amino acids. The record is from RefSeq and is a predicted model, not a curated record. Gene Ontology annotation, molecular function: oxidoreductase activity, acting on the CH-OH group of donors, NAD or NADP as acceptor. Lineage: Eukaryota; Viridiplantae; Streptophyta; Magnoliopsida; Fabales; Fabaceae.